This is a messenger RNA of Linnemannia hyalina, 5160 nucleotides long. NCBI's taxonomy places the organism in Eukaryota, Fungi, Mortierellomycota, Mortierellomycetes, Mortierellales, Mortierellaceae. The record is from the annotation of a GenBank genome assembly.
AUGCGUGGUUUAUCAUUGUUCACCCGACGGUCGACCGGUUUGCUCGCGUCGCUGGCGGCUCUCUCGCUCACGCUCACUGUCCAACAGGUCCACGCCUUUGGAUCCAUGGUUCCGUAUGAUGGAGCGAUCUGUAAAGGAUUCAUCGACUACCAAGUAUGGGUGCCUGACAACACCACUGUUGCAGAUGUAGAAGGCGUCCUGACAGCAUCGGGUAUCGAACUGGCCAAGAGUCUCCCUGAUCCAUGCAGUUCCAUAUUCCUCUCCUAUGCUUGCUCAUCCGCAUACCCACGACCCGUCUCUUCAGGGCAAGGUGACAGCUAUAAUGUCCUCUUUGCCUGCGAGUCCACAUGCAAGGCAGUCGUCGAUGCGUGCCAAACCAGUGUCGACUUUCUCAUGUCAAUCAACAUGCUCCCAGCAAAUCCACUGCCUGACUGCUCAAAAUCAGUCUCAGGCACUGAGAUGUACCCCAGUGGCAGCGUGCCCUUUCAGCCUGAUGCCUCUUGCAACAGCGUCCCAUUCAAGAGUAGCAAUAUGACGUGCGCCGCACCAUUAGAAGCGUGCCUACCGCCAUUUGUUCCCGAUCUAGAGUUUGCGAGCUCAGGUGGACUUCGAAACACGGACGAUAACAACUGCGGCUGCGGAUGCUGCUUGCCCUGCCCACAAACAAACGCAUUCUACAAGCCCGGCAUUCUCGACAAGGGCUUCUUUAUCACCGAUGUUCUCAAAGGAAUCUCUGCCGUUCUGUCUCUCAUCUUGGCCAUCUCUUACAUAGUCUUGCCGGGUAAGUUACAGCACCCGAGCAACCUGAUCCUAUUUGCUGCCAUUGCCGCAUGUCUCUUCAGUUCUGCAGUCGCGCCAUCGUACGGUAACCCAAGUCGAGUCCAGUGUGCCGCCAAUGGUGUCACACCCGCGACUUCGUACAACAACAAGCUGUGUGAGGCCCAGGGCGCAUACUUGAUGUUUGGCGCGAUUUCGACUACGGCCUGGCUGUCGUUAAUUAUUGUGAACUUGCAUCUGCAUACGGUUUGGAACUCGAAUUGGUUGUCGACUCGUGCUUGGUUGGCGCAUGUUUUGGGGUGGAUUAUCCCUGCGGCAUUCGCUGCGAUUGCAAUUGUUACGCGGUCUCUCGGAUGGAACAACUCCUCCAUGUGCAUGGUAACGAUGGAAAGCUCCAAUGCAUUGCUCUUCGCCCCCCUGGGAGUAAUUGUAGUCCCCUCAAUCCUCCUCCAUAUUGCCACAUUCGCCCACAUCAUCCGCGUCACUCUCCAGUCCGAGAACUCUGAAACAGUCUCCCACUCCACCUUGUCUUCCGGCCGCGCCGCAAGAAUCUCUCACCGCCGACAUGUCAUGAAUGCGAUCCGGAUCCAAUGGCGCGCCGCAGCAUUGGCACUCGUCAUCUCCUCCUGUGUUCUGGUCUACUGGGCAUUUUACCUGGUCCAGGGGACGAAGACUGACAUGUCAUGGAUGACUCCCUGGCAGUUGUGUAUCAUGUCCGGUGCGGCGUCUCAGGAAGAGUGUGGCAAGAUGUUUGCGACGGGACAUAUGCCGAAUUUUGUGUUUAUGAUGAUUGCAGAGGGUCUUAUCCUAUCCACCGACAUAAUUUCUUCCAGUUCUAGUCUCGCUUCUGCUACUCCCUCGGUUGCGGAGCUCUCUUCCGCCGCCGCCGCUUCAUCUUCCACAGAACAACAGGAACAGCACAACGUUGUGCUGCAACGACGUUCCACGGGCAUCUACAUGCCUCCCAAGGGCGCAACCCUUUACUAUCCCAACCCUGCAUCCCAAUUCCCUAGCUCCAAAAGUGGGAACCCUUCAUUAUCAACAAGCUCGAGCCAGGAAGGUGGCAGCAAUGGCGAUGGGUUGAUUGGGAUUUCGUCCAAGGCCCAUGCUGCUACCAGCAAGGGAGGCAACAAUGGCACCAGUGACAGCUCGCCGGGUCUUGUUCGGGCUACUCCGAACAUUAUCAGCGUGCCUCUUCAGGACCUCAGUGCCGACACCGUUUACAUCGGCACAAUUGAGCUAGGAACUCCGCCUCAGAACUUCACUAUGGUGUUUGAUACGGGUAGCAGUGAUAUGUGGGUGCCUGCUCAGGCCUGUGUCACACCCGUGUGCCUGACCCUAAUCCGAUACAACAGCACCGCCUCGACUACAUACCGUGCCGAGAACAAGCCAUUCGAUGUCAAGUAUGGGGACGGUUCUCAUGUCAGCGGAGUCACCGUCAUCGAUUCCGUAACGCUUUCAGGAACCAAGAUUGCAAACCAGUCGUUUGGGUUGGCAGCGGUGGAUGAUUCGACGAUUGCCAAGCAGGGCGUUGAAGGUGUUAUCGGUUUGGGCUUUGGAGCAGUCGCCAACAUCAAAGGAUACUCUACACUGGUGGAAACGAUGAUAAGCCGAAAAAACUUGACACAGCCGAUUGUGUCGAUGUGGUUGGGUCGUCAACGGAUGGGCGGCGCCAACGAAGGAUCUGGAGGGGCGGUUAUCUUUGGAGGUGUGGACACCACUAAGUAUGUGGGCAACUUUACGUGGGUGCCCAUUAUCGACAAGACUUCGUGGAGGAUCAAGCUUGAUGGCGUCUCGAUCGCCGGCAAGAGUCUUGGACUCUCUGGCAAUGCCUUGAUCGACUCUGGCACCUCUCUGAUUAUUGUUCCCACAAAGGUCGCGUCCGUCUUUCACGAAUAUAUACCAGGGGCCAUCGAGGCGCCACAAGUGGGAUGGAUUCUGCCUUGUAACACCAGUGUGGGCGACUUGAACUUUACGAUUGCAGGACAACAGUUCCGUGUCCCCGCAGAAGAGUUGGUAGUCCUCUUCCGGAUCCCAGGAUAUGCCGAGUACUGCAAGAGUGCGAUCGAUGUCUCUUCAUCGUCCUCAAAUACCAAUGUGUACAGUGUGUAUGACUACCGGAGUCUGACGAUUGGGUUUGCUCAGCCGUCGAAUGUCUACAACACCUUAUCCAAUAUCACCUUACUUCCCAACCUGUCCAACCAACCUCAGGGACAGGGGAAUAAUUCUAAUGGGACACAGACCGGCGGUGGUGGAUCGAAUGGAGAUAAUAGCUCUGCUUCUGUGCAGAUUGGGAGCCAUGCGGUAUUCUACGCGGGAAUGACUACAGUUGUCACGACCAUGCUCCUGUUCUCGGGGCUUUCACCUUCGACCCACUCACAACCCAACACCGCCCACCUUUACCAAUCAACUCUCAACCAAAAGAUGACCUCAACUAGUCAUAUCACCCCAGCUGCAGGAAUCCGCCCCGAACAGGCGCCUCUCGGAUCCCCCGUCCCCAACGUUCCCCAUGCGAUCUCGGUUUCAUUGCCCACCUUCCGCGACAAUGUCGAUUACGAGGAGGGUGCUCCCCGCGUUGUCAAUGCCAUGGUCUCGGGAUACCCCCGCUUCUUUGUUAGCUUGAAAGUCAAGGAGCUGAUCGGAAUCUGCGAGAAAAAGUACGGUAAGCCCACGGAGAGCUGCUUCCUCUGGCCAUCCCGACGCGUCGCCGAGCGCUGUCGUCACUUUGUCGAACGUUAUUACGUCCCGACUAUCUCGACCGAUGACUCGACUCCCACGCCCCACACAGGAGGAGCUGGUGCAGGAGGAGUUAGGAUUGUCGAGUUUACGAUCCAGGCACCUUCGUCCGAGUUGAAGCCAGGCGGGCUCAAGCAGGUCAAGGUCUUUGCGACCUUCUUCCCCAAGGAGGCUUCUUCGUUCGCCAAGCAGUUCUGGCAGCACGCUGGAGACAUUGUCACCUCCCGCUUGGCUACUUUCUGUCUUCGUUGGUUGAGCCUCAACAAGGCCGAGGAGGAGCAGCAGGAGGCCGCUACGGCUGCUGUUUUGAACGCCUCCAAGAGUGCGAUCCGUAUGCCCCGCGGUAACCGCCACUACACUGCUACUAAGACUGCUUUGACCUCGUCGUCGAACGGAUCGCCCUCAGGAGAUCUCGCCAACGGCGUUGCAUCGAUUCAGUUGCAGGGUGAGAAGAAAGUUGGCCAGGAUGUGGAUGAGGAGGACCGACCUGUUGAGGAGGAGGCUGACGGAAUCGACAGCCGAGACUAUGAGGUCUAUGUCGAGGAACGCUAUGGACGUAACCUGGACCUGUCCUUUGCUCCCAAGGCCAAGGUGGCUCUUCGUCGUCGUAUUGCGACACAGGUGGCUCACCAUGCCGGAUCGGGCUAUGUGACCGAGGAUGAUGUGUACCUCUACCCCACGGGCAUGUCGGCGAUUUACAACGCUCAUCGUAUCGCCUUGACCCUGUUCCCCACUCGCAAGUCGGUUUGUUUCGGUUUCCCCUACACGGAUUCGUUGAAGGUCCUCCAGAAGUUUGGGCCAGGCUGUUACUUUUAUGGCAACGGCGAGGACUCUGACAUUGAUGCCUUGGAGAAGGAGGUUCUCGAAAAGACUUUGGGUGAGGGUGUUGCGGAGGAGGACAAGAUCUUGGCGGUCUUCUGUGAGUUCCCUUCCAACCCUUUGCUGAAGUCGUCGAAUUUGGUCCGCCUGGGUCAGUUGGCGGACAAGUAUGGGUUCAUGAUCAUUGUCGAUGAGACUUUGGGCAACUUUGUCAACGUCCGCAUCCUCGAGUAUGCCGACAUUGUCGUCUCGUCCCUCUCCAAGAUCUUUAGCGGUGACAGCAACGUCAUGGGUGGCAGUUUGGUGUUGAACCCGCAGAGACAAUUCUAUAAGGGGUUGAAGGAUGCGAUGAGCCGCGAAUACGAGGACUUGAUGUGGGUCGAGGACGCCAUCUUCAUGGAGCGCAACUCUCGUACCUUCCAAACCCGUAUUGCUCGCAUUGACGAGAACACUGAGGCCCUCUGCGAGUUCUUGCGUACUCAUCCUAAAGUGAAGGAGGUUUACUACCCUAAGUAUGUGACAACGGCCAACUACCUGACACACAAGGUCGAGGGUGCAGGGUACGGAGGACUGUUCUCGGUCGUGUUCAAGGCCAACGAAGGUGCUAUCCCAUUCUUUGAUGCCUUGCCCUUCUACAAGGGUCCUUCUCUGGGCACCAACUUCACGUUGGCUUGCCCUUACACGAUCUUGGCACAUUACUAUGAACUUGAUUGGGCGGCGCAGUUCGGGAUUGAUCGUAACUUGAUCCGUGUUGCCGUUGGGCUGGAGGACAUGGAUGUUUUGUUGCAGGGCUUCCAAGAGGCCCUUGACGCCAUCCCUGAGGUCUAG